CGGCCCUGAGCGGCAGAGACGGCAAUAGGCAGAAAUGAGUAAGAGCCAGAGCUGAAGUAGUGCACGGCGUAAUUCCUGCUCUGUGAUCCACGCUCCAAGUGAAAAAACCGGGAGAGGGGGCAGAGAGAGGCAGUGACCGGCUCAGCCUUUGCAACCGGCUCAGGACAGAACGUCUAUAGAUAUUUAUAGAUACUAAAACAACAACAACAACCUCACCCUGAAUUGAGGCUUUCUUAAAAAGAAGGUCCUGGCAAUUCUAUCUUAUUUAAGCAAUUUCCUGAGUCUAAGAAUAGAAAUGAGCUGCCUGGAAGGCACUGCAGGCUGAAAUUUGGAGACAUAGGCUGCUUUAUUUUAUUUUUCUACAUAUAAAAACCUUUCGUUUGGAUACUGGAUUUUCAUGUGGGUUUUUGCAGCGGAGGGAUGUAUGGUUACUUUUAAUUCUACUUUUUUUCCCCCUCUGUUUUAAUUUAAAAAACAAGCUUUCCAGUUAAAAAGCAAGGAAGCUGUUUUACCUGCGUGUGACAAUUCCAGAGGACACCGAUCAAGAAACAGGAGUGACUUGGUCUUCUGCACUACUUUACUCCUACCCCCAUUUAUUUUUUCGGGGGAGGGAAGGAUUUUUCCAGUCCAAGAACCUCUUGCCCCCAAGUUUUGGAAGGGGGGCUGAAGAACUGUCACCCAUCUGGGGGUGCAUGAAGGCUAUCGCUUUUCUUUCUCUGUCACCUUGGUUCUGUGGAGGCUUGGAAGAGAACUUUGCCUGGCAGAAGAGGAUGAUGUGGAAGUGGCUGGGCGCCCUGCUGCUGUUCCCGGUGCAGAUGGUGUAUCUGGUGGUGAAAGCCACCGUGUGCCUGCUGCUGCCGCCCAAGCUGCGAGACCUGUCCCGGGAGAACGUGCUGGUGACCGGCGGGGGCCGCGGCAUCGGCCGGCACCUGGCCCGGGAGUUCGCCCGGAGAGGAGCCAGGAAGAUCAUCCUGUGGGGUCGGACUGAGAAAUGCCUGAAGGAGACCACGGAGGAGAUCAGGAUGAUGGGGACAGAGUGCCACUACUUCAUCUGUGACGUGGGGAACCGUGAGGAGGUCUACCAGCAAGCCAAGGCCGUCAGGGAAAAGGUGGGUGACAUCACCAUCCUGGUGAACAAUGCUGCUGUGGUUCAUGGGAAGAGCCUGAUGGACAGCGACGACGAUGCACUGCUGAAAUCCCAGCACAUAAACACCCUGGGACAGUUCUGGACCACCAAAGCAUUCCUGCCAAGGAUGCUGGAGCUCCAGAAUGGGCACAUUGUUUGCCUGAACUCUGUCCUGGCCUUGUCAGCCAUCCCUGGUGCCAUUGACUAUUGCACCUCCAAAGCCUCAUCCUUUGCUUUCAUGGAGAGCCUGACCCUGGGGCUGCUGGACUGUCCUGGAGUGAAUGCCACCACAGUCCUGCCCUUCCACACCAGCACAGAGAUGUUCCAGGGCAUGAGAAUCAGGUUCCCUAGUCUCUUUCCUCCUCUCAAGCCAGAGACAGUGGCCAGGAGGACGGUAGAAGCUGUUCAGAUGAACCAAGCCUUCCUGCUCCUCCCAUGGACAAUGCAUGUCCUUGUUAUCCUAAAAAGCAUUCUCCCCCAGGCAGCACUUGAAGAAAUCCACAAGUUUUCUGGGAGCUACACCUGCAUGAACACUUUUAAAGGACGAACAUAGGCUGGCACCAGGACUGCUCUGCAGUGAGCCCAGCACAAGCAUGAAAAUCCUCCAGGACUGGGAAUCAGCAGCUCUUGGCUUUCAGCCUGUUCAUGUGACUUGUGCUGCUCUGAGGCAACACAUUUCUUGCAGGUCAUAUCCAUAGUAACAUGACCUUUGCACAGGAUUGAGUGAGUGGACUAUGGACCCUUGGAAAGGAAAAACAGAAAGUGUGAAAUGUUUCCAUGAUGUUUAAUUCUUUAGAGUUCAAUUGUUAAAUCUACUCAUAGUUUUAAGAUGUGAUUUUUGUUUCUCAAGUGUCUGUGGGCUGCCUCAGUGGAGAGGCAGCACAUCCCAUCCCAAACACACUCUGUGCCCUCUCUCCAGAGCAGCUGCCACUGGUUUCAUUUCAGCUUUUUGAAUGGGGAACUUCAGAAUUACUUGGAAGAACUAAAAGAUACGGACGUUUCAUGGACGCUUCCUUCUCUUUCUUCACUUCCCAUCCCUGAUGAAGCUGUUCCCAGCACACACUGGGGAAGGAGCAAACCAUGAGGCAAUGUUUUCUCUGCUAAAGGCCACCCAGGACUUCUCUUUCUGGGCCCAGAAAAGCUGUUGUGCUUCCCCUCUGGAGGCUGGACAGGAAGGCUCAGGCAGCAGAGCUGAGAGUUUAAAUAGUGGGAGAUUCUUUCUGUCACUGAAUUCAUAUGUGAAAUUGUCGUUCUGAUUUUUUUUUGUUGUUGUUAAUUUCUGAUAAAAUAUAAAUAUAUUUUUAGUGUUAAUCCCAGACUGCCACACAUGUAGGCAGCAGCACAUUGGGGAUGAACUAAAUCUAGGAACUAAAACUAGAGCCUGCUUGUACAAACAUACAUUCACUGACACAAUCCAUGCAGAGGAAAAUCCAUUAUAUCAGUCUGCACAGUGAAGUGGAAUAGUGCUCUAAGAGACAGUGCUGUUGUGCUCAUGAGAUGUGAAAUUGGGGAGCACAUUUAGCAAAGAGCUGAUUAAAUGCAUUUUGAAUUCAUCUGGGAAUAAACCCAUUGUGCUUUAGGAACAUUGAGUCAGCCACUGAUCAGCCAGAAGUGAUAAAUAUGCUUGGGCUGAGGUGCCAGAAGCAGCUAGACAUUAUUUAUUUUUGUAGUGAAAUAUUCUCUUUGACAGCCUAGGAAGGGCAGCACUGCAUUCCUGUGCAAAAUGCAGUGAGCAGCACAUUGGAGCACUGCUAACAGAGAAAUUAAAAUAAUUGCAAUACAGGAAGUAGCAAGUCCAGCUGGAGACACCUGAAUGAAGUGCCUCAAGGGUGGAUGUGUGAUUAAAGGAGUGAAUUUAGGGCUCCUGA
Messenger RNA from Zonotrichia leucophrys gambelii, 2994 nucleotides. It is a transcript of the gene DHRS3, whose product is annotated as dehydrogenase/reductase 3. Lineage: Eukaryota; Metazoa; Chordata; Aves; Passeriformes; Passerellidae. Gene Ontology annotation, molecular function: all-trans-retinol dehydrogenase (NAD+) activity. Gene Ontology annotation, biological process: retinoid metabolic process; regulation of retinoic acid receptor signaling pathway. Gene Ontology annotation, cellular component: lipid droplet. Bases 693 to 1679 code for a protein of 328 amino acids. The transcript has 6 exons. The record is from RefSeq and is a predicted model, not a curated record.